This is a messenger RNA of Recurvomyces mirabilis, 987 nucleotides long. RefSeq lists its product as uncharacterized. Bases 1 to 987 code for a protein of 328 amino acids. The record is from RefSeq and is a predicted model, not a curated record. The transcript has 3 exons. Gene Ontology annotation, molecular function: glycosyltransferase activity. Lineage: Eukaryota; Fungi; Ascomycota; Dothideomycetes; Mycosphaerellales; Teratosphaeriaceae.
AUGCUCAAGAGAUUGCGUUCGUACCAAGCUGUGACAUCCGAGAAGAACCUCUGGUCAUUCUGGGACUCGGGUCUUGACAAGACUCCAGAUUGGUGCAGACGGAAUAUCCUGAGCUGGAUCCGCAUCAACAGCCCAUCAGGAUGGACAGUUCGUGUUUUGGAUACCGUACCCGACUCUCCAAACUAUGCGCUCAACUAUGUUUCGCCUGAGAUGUUGCCACAAGCAUUCGUGAAUGGCACCAUGGAUGGACCAUACGUUGGUCCACAUUCCGCCGACUUCUUGCGUGGCGCAUGCUUGUAUACGCACGGCGGCAUCUUCAUGGACGUUGGCAUCGUACUCAUCCGCGAAUGGGAUCGCGUGUGUUGGAGUCAGCUGCAAGACCCGAACUCCCCGUUCCAGGUCGCUGUACCAUGGAUGCAUGAUCUAUUUGUGCAUGUCUGGAAAGGCCAUGACAAUUAUAAGGGGCUGAUCGACAAUGCUCUUUUCGCUCCAUUGCAAGAGAGCCUCAUUUUCGACGACACCCGGGCUAGCAGCUUCCACUGGCAGUUCUCGGUCGAUGCCAAGGUCGUCAUGGAAUUAUUGGACAAAGCACAUCCUGAUCCGGGACGUUCUACAAGAGAAUUGGGGAGUUGGGGAGCCGAAGCUACCAUUGGGUUCAAGGACUUCGGUCAACGAGCAUCUGACCUCUUGGCUCUUCGUCUGGACUCUGAUCCAAAAACACCAGAGUAUGCCGAGGCUCACGAGCUUACAUGGCACCUUUUGAGCCAGUGUAGUAUGCAGAAAGUCACCAAUGGCAAAGGUACCACGAAAGGAUUACAAUUAGGAUACAUUUGGGAUCACAACCCUGGCAUGGAUUCCGAGCCUGGUACUUACGGCGAGCUGCUCGGGUACGGUACCGAGCACUUUGAGCAGAUGAGGAGUGAAAUCAGAUGUGUGAAAGCACCACGUCCAGCCAAGACAUUCAAGAAGGGUCUUCUCGAGCCGUGA